Messenger RNA from Dichotomopilus funicola, 675 nucleotides. RefSeq lists its product as uncharacterized. Gene Ontology annotation, cellular component: membrane. Bases 1 to 675 code for a protein of 224 amino acids. The transcript is spliced from 2 exons. The record is from RefSeq and is a predicted model, not a curated record. Lineage: Eukaryota; Fungi; Ascomycota; Sordariomycetes; Sordariales; Chaetomiaceae.
AUGGAUCUCUCAGAUGCGUUUCUCGAAUGCCUUUGCGGGACCAGCAGGCACAACCAGGUCCUCAACGUGAAUAGCUACCGCCUGAUCACUGAAAAGCCCCCUCUCGAACCAUCUCCCACUGCCACUCUCUCUUCGGCCCCCUCUCAAGACAAAAAUGCCAUUCUUGCUAGCCAAAUAAUCGACAUCAUCCGGACGGCCUCCCGGUCCUCGCCCAAAACCGACCAUCCCAGCCGCGACAUCACCCACGACCUCACCCCCCUCAUCGAAGACACCACCCCAAUCCGCGCGGAGGACUGGACGUCCUACCUCACCGAACGCGUCCUCCGCGCGCUCGAGGAAACCAUCAAACACGUUGCCGAAGAGCAGGACACGUGGGGCGAAGCCCUGCGCGACGCAUACGGGUAUGCCGUGGAAGCUGUUCAGGCUGAGCUCACCGCGCUGUGGGAGCAUACUAAGGAGCACCCGUACGAGACAGUUGUUAUGGUUCUCCUGACAGUGUUAGCGCUGGGCGUGCUGGCUCGGCUGGUGCCUGUGUUUGUGAGGGUGCUGGGGUUUGCGAAGGAGGGGCCUUUGGAGGGGUCAUUCGCGGCCUGCUGGCAGAGCUUAUAUAAGGGACAUGUACCAAAGGGAUCACUAUGGUCCUUUCUGCAGCGCAUGGGAAUGACUUGGGAUUAA